AAUACAACUCACUAUUUUUGCUGUUUCAACCCUCCUCGUACAUUUAUUGCCAGCAUCAUCUCAGCCUGAUUUUAACAUUCAUUUAUUUUUCUUGCAUUGAAUGCAUUUGAAAAAAGACCCUUCAUUUUCUUGACAAACACAAGAUUAUGAUGUUAUGAUGUCAUAGCUGUUUAAAUAAAAAAAGAUGACUACUAAGACAGCUAUAAAAUUAUGACAGUUAAAUCUGCCUUUGUUUGUUUCUAAUAAAUCUCUCAGGGAACUGGACCACGCAAUGCUGAGGAGGUUAGAGAAGCGGAUUCUAGUGAGUCUUCCCUCUUCACAAGCUCGACAAGCCAUGAUUUCUCAUUGGCUGCCUCCUCUCAGCUGCACAGGAGGGAUGGAGCUACGCACUGUGCUAGACUACGAAGCACUGGCAAAAGAGAUGGAGGGCUACUCUGGCUCAGAUAUAAGAUUGGCAUGUAAGGAAGCUACCAUGAGACCAGUUCGAAAGAUCUUUGAUGCUCUGGAGUCGCAUCAGGAUGAUGACACAGACAUGCCCGCCAUCCAACUGGAAACUGUAACAACAGCUGAUUUCCUGAAUGUGAUUGAACACACCAAACCCUCAGCACGAAACCUGAUGGACAGAUACACAGCCUGGGAGAGAGAGUACCAAUCUGUCUGACGCUAGUACACAUAACAUGAAUGCAAAGACUGUCAUACUAACGCAAUAAAAGUGAUGAUAACUUGUU
This is a messenger RNA of Pundamilia nyererei, 728 nucleotides long. Its product is annotated as katanin p60 ATPase-containing subunit A-like 2. NCBI's taxonomy places the organism in Eukaryota, Metazoa, Chordata, Actinopteri, Cichliformes, Cichlidae. The transcript has 3 exons. The record is from RefSeq and is a predicted model, not a curated record. Gene Ontology annotation, molecular function: ATP hydrolysis activity. The coding region runs from base 272 to 661 and encodes 129 amino acids.